Messenger RNA from Coregonus sp. 'balchen', 12109 nucleotides. Lineage: Eukaryota; Metazoa; Chordata; Actinopteri; Salmoniformes; Salmonidae. The record is from the annotation of a GenBank genome assembly.
AUGUCUCACAACUACUCCUACAGACGACCAUCACCAGCUAAAGAUCUAAGAGCCAGCUCUUACGACUCUCCAGAUCACCUGCACCCUGGAGACCAUGGUCACAAUGUUUACAGAUCGUCCCAGGAGCCACCGUCUCAUUCCACAAUACCAUCCUCCUCAUCCAGAGCCUCCGCUGCCACUGAGUCCCCUUACUCCUUCUCACUAAGCCAGUCAGACCCUUACUCGUCCUCACUAAGCCAGUCAGACCCUUACUCGUCCUCACUAAGCCGGUCAGACCAAACUCUGACCCUCCUGAGCAGCUGUGGGCUCGAGCCCAAAGACUUGUCUCUACUAGCCGAGAUGCCUGAGCAUCUCAUCACUGUGGAGAACCUACCACGUAUGCUCCUGGAGAUCAGAAAGAAGAGGGCGACACAGCAGCCGUCAUAUCCAGCUAUGACCUCUUACCCCCCUGCUGCCACAUCUUGCCCCCCCCCUGCUACCCCUCCUCCAGGCCAUGCGUGGGAGCAGGGUGACCGGAGUCGUUCUCAGCCAUUAGACUACCCGUUGGACCCCCACUCCGCUCUUCCCCUGUCCCAACUCCCUCCCACAGAACAGGCUGAGCCCUGGCAACUAGAUCGGCAUGGCAACCCGAUGCAGUACACAUGCUCUCGCGUGGAACCUGUACCUGUACCUGUCCCUGUCCGAGUUGUGGACUACCACUAUGGUAAAGAAACUCCCAGAAGCUACGAAACUCCCAGGUCCACUUACAGCUCGGACCAAAGAGGAACCAGCAGCAGCCGGAAACCACCCAUCUUAUCCCAACCAGCAGUAGAUUACAGGUACCCACCGACACCGACACCAGCUACAGACUACAGACCACGCCUAGACCAAGAUGUCCCAGUUGUCACAAUCAAGAUGGCCACCUCUGGCAAAACUCCCACCAAGAAGGCUGCUCUUGACUUCCACGGAGAAAUCCCCCAAACGUUUCCUUAUUCGUGCUCUCUCUGCGAUAUUACCGUGCUCUCUGAAAAGGUAAGUAGCUUACUUCCUCUUAUUUCUGUUGAAUCUGCAUUAUCUGGGUCUCCGGUAGGUUCAUGUGUGUGUGAAAGGGUCCAAAGUGAAUGAAUCUUAAGCCUAUUUGUGGCACUAAAAAUAUACAGUUACUGCUACGUAUGUUAGAACAUAUAGCCUAUGCAUUCUCUUAAAUAUGAACAACCAGUGAAAACAUUUUUUUUUUUUGCAGUACUGGUUCGCACACGCCAAUGGAACUCAACAUGCAGACGGACAACUCACACUUCUUCAGAUGUGAGUGAUCACAUGCUCAAGUUGUUUUUCCAGUUCUCCACUCACCAGCAUGACAUUUCAAACUCCUACUGUCAGUAUUGAUAUGGGAAUAUGCCUAGUUUCAAUGCAUUAAGUUCCUAAAUUGUCCAGCUUUUUAUCAUUCCAUCUCUUCUCCCUGUGCCUACCUUUAGGUAUCCUGAGUGGGAUUGCCGGAUGCAGACCGCCAGAAAGUGAGUGCAUAUCUCUCUGUCCGUGUGUGUGUGCGUGCUUGGUAUUAAUGUAGAAUAGAUCCUAACUACAGGCCUUUUAUUCCCUUUAGUGGUGAUGACCACACAGAGAGACCAAGGGUUGAAGAGAAGACUGGUGGACCUUCCCAUAGGUCGAUUAACUACUUAGGUAAACUAACUGCAUUAGCUUGCCUAUACAUAAUAUAGUGCUUUCAGAAAGUAUUCAUACCCCUUGACUUAUUCUACGUUUUGUUCUUACAGCCUGAAUUCAAAAUUGAUUAAAAAAAAAAUUCGCACCCAUCUACAUACAAUACCCCAUAAUGACAAAGUGAAAACAUGUUUUUUUUUUUAUUGUUGCAAAAUUAUUGAAAAUGAAAUACAGAAAUCUCCUUUACAUAAGUAUUCACACAUUAGAAUCAACUUUGGUAGCGAUUACAGCUGUGAGUAUUUCUGGGUAUGUCUUGAGGAGCUUUGCACACCUGAAUUGUACAAUAUUUGCACAUUAUUCUUUAAAAAAGGCUUCAUUCUCUGUCAAGUUGGUUGUUGAUCAUUGCAGAACAGCCAUUUUCAAGUCUUGCCAUAGAUUUUCAAGAUGAUUUAAGUCAAAACGGUAACUAAGCCACUCAGGAACGUUCGAUGUAGCUCAAUUGGUAGAGCAUGGCGCUUGUAACGCCAGGGUAGUGGGUUCAAUCCCCAGGACCACCCAUACGUAAAAAUGUAUGCACACAUGACUGUAAGUCGCUUUGGAUAAAAGCGUCUGCUAAAUGGCAUUAUUAUUAUUAUUAUUAUUAUUAUUAUUAUUAUUAUUAUUAUAACGUCAUCUUGGUAAGCAACUCAUGUAUAUUUGGCCUUGUGUUUUAGGUUAUUGUCUUGCUGAAAGGUGAAUUUGUUUCCUAGUGUCUGUUGGAAAGCAGACUGAAGCAGGUUUUCCUCUAGGAUUUUGCUUGUGCUUAGCUCUAUUUCGUUUCUUUUUAUAAAAAAAAACUCCCUAGUCCUUGUCGAUGUCAAGCAUACCCAUAACCUGAUGCAGCCACCACCAUGCUUGAAAAUAUUAAGAGUGGUACUCAGUGAUGUGUUGGAUUUGCCCCAAACAUAAUGCUUCGUAUUCAGGACAUAACGUUAAUUUCUUUGCCACAUUCUUUGCAGUUUUACUUUAGUGCCUUAUUGCAAACAGGAUGCAUGUUUCUGUAAUAUUUUUAUUCUGUACAGGCUUCCUCCUUUUCACUCUGUCAUUUAGGUUAGUAUUGUGAAUUAACUACAAAGUUGUUGAUCCAUCCUCAGUUUUCUCCUAUCACAGCCAUUCAACUCUAACUGUUUUAAAGAUACCAUUGGCCUCAUGAUAAAAUCCCUGAGCGGUUUCUUUCCUCUCCGGCAACUGAGUUAGGAAGGUCGCCUAUAUCUUUGUAGUGACUGGGUGUAUUGAUACACCAUCCAAAGUGUAAUUAAUUCACCAUGCUUUUUAAUAAUAAUAAUAAUAUGCCAUUUAGCAGACACUUUUAUCCAAAGCGACUUACAGUCAUGCGUGCAUACAUUUUUUUUGUGUAUGGGUGGUCCCGGGGAUCGAACCCACUACCUUGGCGUUACAAGCGCCGUGCUCUACCAGCUGAGCUACAGAGGACCUCAAAGGCAUAUUCAAUGUCUGCUUUUUUCUUUUUUUGACCAAUCGACCAAUAGGUGCCCUUUGCGAGGCAUUGUAAAACCUCCCUGGUCUUUGUGGUUGAGUCUGUGUUUGAAAUUCACUGCUCGACUGAGGGACCUUAUAGAUAAUUGUAUGUAUGGAGUACAGAGAUGAGGUGGUCAUCAUGGUAAACACUACUAUUGAAUGAGUCCAUGCAACUUAUUAUGUGACUUGUUAAACACAUUUUUACUCCUGAACUUAUUUAGGCUUGCCAUAACAAAGGGGUUGAAUACAUAUUGACAUUUCAGCUUUUCAUUUUUAAUAAAUUAAUAAAAAAUUCAACAUAAUUAUGGGUUAUUGUGUGUAUGCCAGUGACACAAUGUCAUUUUGAUCCAUUUUAUAUUCAGGCUGAAACACAACAAAAUGGGGGGAAAGGUCAAGGGGUGUGGUCCUCUGUAGCUCAAUUGGUAGAGCAUGGUGCUUGUAACGCCAGGGUAGUGGGUUCGAUCCCCGGGACAACCCAUACGUAAAAAUGUAUGCACACAUGACUGUAAGUGGCUUUGGAUAAAAGCGGUUGCUAAAUGGCAUAUUAUUAUAUUAUUAAUACUUUCUGAAGGCACUGUAUAUGCCAUUUAGCAGACGCUUUUAUCAAGCAUACAUUUUCGUAUUUCAAAUUGAAAUGUUGUUAUCGCCAUGCUCUACUAACUGAGCCACAUCAGGACCAUUUGCUUUGACAGUAUAUGUCUGAUUUUAAUAUUAUAACAUGUGUCCAUAACAUAUAACAUAUUAACGUGCCAGUUACUUACCUUUUUAUAUUGUCCUGUAGGUAAACCGACAAGUAGCAGCUCUAGAAAAAGCAUCGACACUAAGACAAAUGCUACAAAGGUUACAAAGGUAUUGUUUUUCUUUCUUCUUGCUCUUCUGUUGAAUUACUGUCUAGUUUUCACCUUUUUUUUUAGUUUCACAUUGUCCGUUUACUUACCUUUUAUUUUCCAGGGGAGUGGCAAAGUGGUUUGUGCCAAAUUUAACGCCUGGUGUCUCAACGAAGAUGGUUUGAAGGACCUGAUUAAACCGUUUGGGGAAGUUGUGAAAAUCAUCAUGUUCCCUGCUUUGGUAAGAUAACUAGUUACCUAGUUAUCCUGCCAUGUAUUCAAAUACCUAAUAUACAGUACCAGUCAAAAGUUUGGAUACACCUACUCAUUCAAGGGUUUUUCUUUAUUUUUACUAUUUUCUACAUUGUAGAAUAAUAGUGAAGACAUCAAAACUAUGAAAUAACACACAUGGAAUCAUGUAGUAACCAAAAAAGUGUUAAACAAAUCAAAAUAUAUUUUAUAUUUGAGAUUCUUCAAAGUAGCCACCCUUUGUCUUGAUGACAGCUUUGCACACUCUUGGCAUUCUCUCAACUAGCUUCAUGAGGAAUGCUUUUCCAACAGUCUUGAAGGAGUUCCCACAUAUGCUGAGCACUUGUUGGCUGCUUUUCCUUCGCUCUGGGGGUCCAACUCAUCCCAAACCAUCUCAAUUUGGUUGAGGUUGGGUGAUUGUGGGGGCCAGGUCAUCUGAUGCAGCACUCCAUCACUCUCCUUCUUGGUCAAAUAGCCCUUACACAGCCUGGAGGUGUGUUGGGUCGUUGUCCUGUUGAAAAACAAAUGAUAGUCCCACUAAGCACAAACCAGAUGGGAUGGCGUAUCGCUGCAGAAUGCUGUGGUAGCCAUGCUGGUUAAGUGUGCCUUGGAAUUCGAAAUAAAUCACAGACAGUGUCACCAGCAUAGCACCAUCACACCACCUCCUCCAUGCUUCACGGUGGGAACCACACAUGCAGAGAUCAUCCAUUCACCUACUCUGCAUCAGACCAAAGGACAGAUUUCCACCGGUGUAAUGUCCAUUGCGCGUGUUUCUUGGUCCAAGCAAGUCUUCUACUUAUUGGUGUCCUUUUAGUAGUGGUUUCUUUGCAGCAAUUCGACCAUGAAGGCCUGAUUCACGCAGUCUCCUCUGAAGAGUUGAUGUUGAGAUGUGUCUGUUACUUGAACUGAACUGUUACUUGAACAAUCUGAGGCUGGUAAACUCUAAUGAACUUAUCCUCUGCAGCAGAGGUAACUCUGGGUCUUCCAUUCCUGUGGCGGUCCUCAUGAGAGCCAGUUUCAUCAUAGCGCUUGAUGGUUUUUGCAACUGCACUUGAAUAAACUUUCAAAGUUAUUGAAAUUUUCCGUAUAGACUGACCUUCAUGUCUUAAAGUAAUGGACUGUCGUUUCUCUUUACUUAUUUGAGCUGUUCUUGCCAUAAUAUUGGCUUGGUCUUUUACCAAAAAGGGCUAUCUUCUGUAUACCACCCCUACUUUGUCACAACACAACUGAUUGGCUCAAACGCAUUAAGAAUGAAAGAAAUUCCACAAAUUAACUUUUAACAAGGCACACCUGUUAAUUGAAAUGCAUUCCAGGUGACUACCUCCAUGAAGCUGGUUGAGAGAAUGCCUAGAGGUUGCUAAGCUGUCAAGGCAAAGGGUGGCUAUUUGAAUAAUCUCAAAUAUAAAAUAUUUUGAUUUGUUUUAACACUUUUUGAUUCCAUACUUGUUAUUUCAUAUAUAGUUUUGAUGCCUUCACUAUUAUUCUACAAUGUAGAAAAUAUUUAAAAUAAAGAAACACCCUGGAAUGAGUAGGUGUGUCCAAACUUUUGACUGGUACUGUAUGUGUUUUCAACUCAUAUGAAAUUGGUAAGUAUUUCGUUGACUGAAUAAAUAAUUGAGAAAAUCUUAUACUCAUUUUAAAGUAAAGUCCCCGCCCAUCAUGGACUCAUUGACUUGGAGUAGGGAUUUCCAUCCUAGUAAUACUUUUUUUAUGGUUCUUGUAUCGCUGCAUUUUCAGGCGUUUGUGGAGAUGGGCUCAACUGACCAGGCCGAGGAUGUUGUGAAGUACUACCUCAGUAACCCAGUGAUGGUGAAAGGAGGACAAGUCACCUUCUCUGUCUCUUCAACAUUUAAUUUCCUGCAGGUACAUUUUACAAGAUGAAUUAAUUGACACGAUGUUAGUUACAUUUGGUUGAAGGGGUAAUUGAGGAUACAGUAUUCCCUAAAACAACCACACACAAACACAGAGGAUUAUUAAAUGAGCUAAAUAAAUACAUUUACAUCCAUACAGAGUUCCCGGGUGUUGAGCUUUUCCCCUGUGCCUCCUGGUAAAGAGUCUGCCGCAUGGAAGAGAGAGUUGCUGGCCGUAGCUAAAGGAUUUGGACCUGUGGCGCGCUCUCUGUUCUUACCUACGCAGGUAUUAAACAGCAUUUUUGCUUUCAACUGUUUUGGCCAGCGUUAUACUAUAAUUAGCUUACAGUGUAUUCUGUCCUCGUAGGCAUUUGUGGAAAUGACAAAUGCACUGGAUGCACAGAAGCUGGUUGAACACCAUACGUCCAAAUACCUGAAAAUAGAUGGGGUACAUAUUAAAGUGGCCUUCUCAUCAGAGUACAAUACACUUCGGUAAGUUGAUGCGUCCCCCUGUUGUGCUAUUACCUUUUGUUUUGCAUGCAAACAUACAUUGAUUAUGGCUUUUGAGAUCAGACUGUCAGACACUGUUAUAACUACUGUAUUAAAGGGGAAAUGUUGAAUUUAUGCUCUGUAAAAGCCAGAAACCAUGGGAAUAAAAGUGUUGUCUGUAAACUUUCUUUCCGUCACAUCAUGCAGGACCAUGUCUGAUAGGAAGUCUUCAGACAGGAAGUCUUCAGACAGGAGCAGGAAGUCUGAAGACAGAUCUAAGAGGAGGAGAACCCCAAGUCCCAGAAGGCGAUCCAUCAGCCCCAGGAGAGAUUCCCCAACCUCUUCAAAGAGGAGGAGGAGGAGGAGUGGAGAGGGGGACAGCGACCGUCACAAAGAACGAGUGAAAUCAAACGACGGGGGUAAAAGCAGGCCAAGGUCCCCCAGAAAAAAGAGCUCCAGCCGGUCCUCCAGAAGCCCUCGCUCCCAUACUAAAGAGAGGGUCUCCAGUGAGAAGACCCCAGGUUCUGGUAAAACAGACCCCAAGAAGGACAAGGUAUCUCUCACUUCCACAUCCACUCGCUCACAACCUCCCACCAAGGAUAAGACCUCAUCCCAGUCCUCCACUGUGAUGGAGAAGUCCGACGAGGUUGUCGAUAAGACUGACCAGAGCAAGCAAGAUACUGAGACACAUUACAGGCAGGAGGAUGGAGCCAUGGAGGCCUGUGACAUGGAGGGGGAGAUCGGAGAGGACGGCGACAUCGAGGGGAUGGCAGUGUAUGGGGAGGAUGGGGAGGAGAACUCUGACAUGGAAGAGUGGGAGAAGGAGGGAAAGGAGGAGAAGGAGGAAGAGGAGGAAGAGGAACAAGAGGAAGAGAAACAGCAGAAGAGUGCUGAGGACUUGUUUAUAGCCCUAUGUGAGCCCAAGCAAAAAGCAACCGCUACAUCUGGGACUGUAGAUGAUACUCCUACAGAAGAGCUCUCAGCUACCGGGUCAGAGCAGGGGAAAGAGCUCUCAGCUACCGGGACAGAACAGGGGAAAGAGCUCUCAGCUACCGGGUCAGAACAGGGGAAAGAGCUCUCAGCUACCGGGACAGAACAGGGGAAAGAGCUCUCAGCUACCGGGUCAGAAGAGGAGAAAGAGAGAGAUGGUGAAGAUCAGAAUGCAGAUGCUUCAUAUGUUGAUGAGGUAAAGUACAUGCUCUGUCAGGUCUUUAACAAUUAGUUCAUCUAUUUUGAUAAGUCAAAUUGGAAAAAAGACAAGGAACAUAAUUCCAAUAUGUAAAAUACAAGGUGUCAUGUUUAAUACAUGUUGUGUGUUUCAGUAAAUCCUAAAAUGUUAUUGUUUUGAUGUUUGUUCCCCUCCAUUGUUACACAGGAGGAGCCUGAUUUCCCAGAGGACCUUGAGAACCUUAUUACUUUGGAUGAGCUGGCGGAGGAUUCAUCAGCUGACGACCGAGGUGACUUAAUACUCAACACCUAUCUACUGGACCACAGAUUCAAUUCAAACUGGAGCACUUUGAAAAGAAAGAGUAACAUUGUUAUGAAGGUCAUUGAUUGGAUGUUUAUCUUAACAUUGCAGAUAACCAGUCAACAGAUGAGACCAAGAGCAGGUCCAGGAGCAAGGUGAGCCAAUGUUCUUUUUAUUAUUGUUAUUGAUGUGUUCUGUGAGUCAGUACUGGUCAGCCGUUUACAAUUGUUAAUUCAACCUUCUGAGAUAAGUCUGGGUUGAGUGGGUUCUAUGCGGCUUUAGUUAACUAUUGUCAAUAAGGUUGUUACAACCACAAAAUGUUUUUAUUUCAGCCCUCAGGACGUGAUCAGCCAUCUGGAAGAGUGAUCUACAUCAAAAACCUUCCUAGUGGCUACUAUACAGAUUACGAGUUCCUGAAGAUUUUUAAAGGCUUUGGGAGAGUGCACCGCUAUUUCCUUCUGCGUAAUGGUGAAGAGGUAUUCUCCUAACAGAAGGGAAUCUAAAAUGGAAUUGAUCCUAAUGAUGUACUACAAGUCUGAUCAUAUUUGUUGUUGCAAUAACCAUGGUCUCUCUCUCUCUCUCCUCUCCUCCUCUAUUUGUCAUCUAUCUCUCAGGGCUUCAUUGAGAUGGAGAGUUCUUCUGAUGCAACAAAGGCUUUAACGGCGAUGCGUUAUGGUGGCUGUAAAUUAUACGGCCGGAAGUUGGUCAUCCUGCGGUCUCAGAAAUAUAAAAGACUAACAACAGGGUAGGGUGCUAUAGCCCAGGUGGUGUCUGCUCUGCUAAACAGACAUGGAGCACACACACACACUCCCGUCCCGCGUGGGAGCCACUGAUAAUUGAUGCUUCUCUGUCUCUUCUGAUUAGAAAAUAUCCCUGUCUGAUCAUAUUUUAUGUGCAGUGAUUUUCUGCGUAUCUGUCUUAAAGGUAAACGUUUCUAAACGUGUAUAUAAUUCUGGACUAAAAAAAGGAUUUAUCUUAUUUUGUCAGGUGGGAACCUGAAUCGGACUCUGAUCGGAAGAAAUAUCACGGGAGUACGAGAAGCAGCAGUAGCAGGAUAAGGAGUGGACGGACCAGCAGUCACUCAAAGUCAGACGCUAAGGACGAGAAGACUAAAGAGAAGGACGAGAAGACUAAAGAGAAGGACGAGAAGACUAAAGAGAAGGACGAGAAGACUAAAGAGAAGGACGAGAAGACUGAAGAGAAGGACGAGAAGACUGAAGAGAAGGACGAGAAGACUGAAGAGAAGGACGAGAAGACUGAAGAGAAGGACGAGAAGACUGAAGAGAAGGACGAGAAGACUGAAGAGAAGGACGAGAAGACUGAAGAGAAGGACGAGAAGACUGAAGAGAAGACGGCACGACAAGUAGACUCUGAACAGCGUAGUAAACGUUCGUCUGAGCCAGCCAAACACUGUGACAAGGAGGACAGAGGAGCGUCUCCAGUGAAUACUGACAGAUCCUCCAACAGUGAAGUCCAAAAGGAUGCCCCUGUCCCUGCUGCUGAGGAAGAGAAGCGGGCCUGUAGCACCGAGGAUAACGGAGAAACCAAGAUGGAGGAUAAUGUGGAAACAGGACCAGAUUCCAUGAAGACUGGCAUGGAGUCAUCGUUCCAGCCCAACAACCCAGUGGGUAAGUGUUUUGAUGUGAUUUUAUAGCCUCACUGCACACUCAUGGUAGCCUGGUCCCGGAUCUGUUUGUGCCCUUGUCAACUUCAUUGCGUGACAAUUCCAUAAGGAGUUGGCAAGAGAGUAGAAUCAGACUGGCACCCAGGCUACUGUCUUGGCUCCUUUCAAGAAAAAUGACUACAUUUUAUUUUUUAGACUUGUGUCUGGGACACUAAUCACUGAAACCAACUAUUUAAUUUGUUUGCUUUGAAAACACUACCAAGUUGUGCAUCAAUGAACCGCAGUAAGAAGCAUUGUCUUUAUGCAGUACAGUACUAUGUUUUCUAACGUACUAUGGGUGUUUGUUACAGGAAGGGAAUACAUUAAACCUGUCAUUGGCUACUUCUGCAACCUGUGUAAAGUCGUCUAUCUCGAUGAGGACGAAGCAAAGACUCAACACUGCAGCAGCCUCUGUCACUACCUGAAGUUUAUGGUAAAGCACCAGAAUCCUGUUCAAUCUCAUCAGAAUGAUCUCACUUGAGUUCUCUAUGCUUCUUUACCAUAGGCAUAGAGACACUGGUUGGCCGACUGCUCUUUUAUAGUCCUUAUUUAAGCAAUAAGGCACGGGGGGGGGGUGUGGUAUAUGGCCAAUAUACCACGGCUAAGGGCUGUUCUUAAGCACAACGCAACGUGGAGUGCCUGGAUCCAGCCCUUAGCCGUGGUAUAUUGGCCAUAUACCACAAACCCCCAAGGUGCCUUAUUGCUAUUAUAAACUGGUUACCAAUGUAAUUAGAGCAGUAAAAAUGUUUUGUCAUACCCGUGGUAUACCACGGCUGUCAGCCAAUCAGCAUUCAGGGCUCGAACCACCCAGUUUAUAAUACCAAAUAAUGUAAAUCACAGGUGCAUAUGUUUGAAAAAGUAGGAUCAUGGAGGGGAUAGAGUGGGGGUAUCUAUAGUGCCUUGCAAAAGUAUUCAUCCCCCUUGGCGUUUUUCCUAUUUUGUUGCAUUACAACCUGUAAUUUAAAUGGCAUUUUAUUUGGAUUUCAUGUAAUGGACUUACACAAAAUAGUCCAAAUUGGUGAAGUUAAAUGAAAAAAAUUACUUGUUUAAAAACAAUUCUAAACAAUAAAUAACGGAAAAGUGGUGCGUGCAUAUGUAUUCACCCCUUUUGCUAUGAAGACCCUAAAUAAGAUCUGGUGCAACCAAUUACCUUCAGAAGUCACAUAAUUAGUUAGAUUGCACACAGGUGGACUUUAAGUGUCACAUGAUCUCAGUAUAUAUACACCUGUUCUGAAAGGCCCCAGAGUCUGCAACACCACUAAGCAAGGGGCACCACCAAGCAAGCGGCACCAUGAAGACCAAGGAGCUCUCCUAACAGGUCAGGGACAAAGUUGUGUAGAAGUACAGAUCAGGGUUGGGUUAUAAAAAAAAACAUCAGAGACUUUGAACAUUCCACGGAUGGAAAGAUUAUGGCACCACAAUAAACCUGCCAAGAGAGGGCCGCCACCAAAACUCACGGACCAGGCGAGGAGGGCAUUCAUCAGAGAGGCAAUAAAUAUACCAAAGAUAACCCUAAAGGAGCUGCAAAGCUCCACAGCGGAGAUUGGAGUAUCUGUCCAUAGGACCACUUUAAGCCGUACACUCCACAGAGCUGGGCUUUACGGAUGAGUGGCCAGAAAAAAGCCAUUGCUUAAAGAAAAAAAUUAGCAAACACAUUUGGUGUUCGCCAAAAGGCAUGUGGGAGACUCCCCAAACAUAUGGAAGAAGGUACUCUGAUCAGAUGAGACUAAAAUUGAGCUUUUUGGCCAUCUAGGAAAACGCUAUGUCUGGCGCAAACCCAACACCUCUCAUCACCCCGAGAACACCAUCCCCACAGUGAAGCAUGGUGGUGGCAGCAUCAUGCUGUGGGGAUGUUUUUCAUCGGCAGGGACUGGGAAACUGGUCAGAAUUGAAGGAAUGAUGGAUGGCGCUAAAUACAGGGCAAUUCUAGAGGGAAACCUGUUUCAGUCUUCCAUAGAAUUGAGACUGGGACGGAGGUUCGCCUUCCAGCAGGACAAUGACACUAAGCAUACUGCUAAAGCAACACUCUAGUGGUUUAAGGGGAAACAUUUAAAUGUCUUGGAAUGGCCUAGUCAAAGCCCAGACCUCAAUCCAAUUGAGAAUCUGUGGUAUGACUUAAAGAUUGCUGUACACCAGCAGAACCCAUCCAACUUGAAGGAGCUGGAGCAGUUUUGCCUUGAAGAAUGGGCAAAAAUCCCAGUGGCUAGAUGUGCCAAGCUUAUAGAGACGUACCCCAAGAGACUUGCAUGCCAAAAAGGGGGUGAAUACUUUCGCAACCCACUGUAUUCUUUACAUUAUUCAACCACCAUUUCUGUGCCGUUGUUUGCUGUGUACAUUACAUGAUUACUGAGCUGCAUAAUUUGGUGUUGUCUCACAGGAACUUUCAGGAAGAGACACAGCGUCCAGCUAA